Messenger RNA from Nanorana parkeri, 2128 nucleotides. RefSeq names its product SRC proto-oncogene, non-receptor tyrosine kinase (gene SRC). Gene Ontology annotation, cellular component: extrinsic component of cytoplasmic side of plasma membrane. The transcript is spliced from 13 exons. The record is from RefSeq and is a predicted model, not a curated record. Lineage: Eukaryota; Metazoa; Chordata; Amphibia; Anura; Dicroglossidae. The coding region runs from base 226 to 1839 and encodes 537 amino acids. Gene Ontology annotation, molecular function: non-membrane spanning protein tyrosine kinase activity; ATP binding; growth factor receptor binding. Gene Ontology annotation, biological process: innate immune response; cell differentiation; protein phosphorylation.
CAGCGCAGACUGUGGGGAGGAGGGUGCAGCUGCCGGCCGGGCGUGAACCUCAAUCCAAGGAGAGGCAAACUUCUCGGCCCGGGGCAUCGGGGGGCUGCACCGAAAAGUGAGAAGGGGGCCGGGGGGUACUGACUUCCCAAAUACCGCCGUCACCCCCCCCUCUGUGUGAGGGGGGUCCCCGGGGAAUAGGACAUCAGGGAACACCCCUUUGUGGGUCAGGACAAGAUGGGCGGUACGAAGAGCAAGCCGCGGGAAGCCGGCCAGCGGAGUCGCAGUCUGGAUAUCGCCGAGGGGUCCCACACACCGUUCCCUUCGCUAUCUGCUUCUCAGACCCCCAGCAAAAGCCUAGACGCGCAUCGACCUGCCAAUCAGCCGUUCGGGGGCAACUGCGACCUCACGCCGUUCGGAGGGGUAAACUUUUCAGACACCAUCACCUCUCCUCAGAGGACCGGAGCACUGGCAGGGGGAGUCACCACCUUCGUCGCUCUUUAUGAUUAUGAGUCUCGCACAGAAACAGACUUAUCAUUCAAAAAGGGAGACCGGCUGCAAAUCGUCAACAACACGAGGCCGGAUAUCAGGGAAGGUGACUGGUGGUUGGCGCGAUCACUCACCUCCGGGCAGACCGGGUACAUUCCAAGCAACUACGUGGCUCCUUCUGACUCCAUUCAGGCUGAAGAGUGGUAUUUUGGGAAGAUCACACGCAGGGAGUCCGAGCGAUUGUUACUGAACCAGGAGAACCCUCGAGGGACUUUCCUAGUGAGAGAGAGCGAGACCACCAAAGGUGCUUAUUGCCUGUCUGUAUCAGACUACGAUCCCAACCGCGGACUGAACGUCAAGCAUUAUAAGAUCCGCAAAUUGGACAGCGGCGGAUUCUACAUCACAUCUCGGACUCAGUUCAGCAAUCUCCAGCAGCUGGUGGCCUAUUACAGCAAACAUGCAGAUGGCUUGUGUCACCGGCUGACCACUGUGUGUCCCACGUCCAAGCCACAGACUCAAGGUUUGGCAAAGGAUGCCUGGGAAAUUCCUAGAGACUCUCUACGUCUGGAGCUUAAGCUGGGACAGGGCUGCUUUGGAGAAGUGUGGAUGGGUACAUGGAAUGGCACUACACGGGUGGCUAUUAAAACCCUAAAACCAGGCACUAUGUCCCCGGAGGCCUUUUUGCAGGAGGCACAGGUCAUGAAGAAACUCCGACAUGAGAAACUUGUCCAGCUGUAUGCAGUGGUGUCCGAAGAGCCUAUCUAUAUUGUGACAGAGUAUAUGAAUAGAGGCAGUCUUUUGGACGUUCUUAAAAGCGAUAUGGGCGGCUACCUCCGACUUCCACAGCUUGUAGACAUGUCUGCACAGAUUUCCUCUGGAAUGGCAUAUGUAGAGCGGAUGAACUACGUGCAUCGUGAUCUCCGAGCCGCCAACAUCCUCGUAGGCGAGAACCUGGUAUGUAAGGUAGCCGACUUUGGACUGGCUCGUCUGAUAGAAGAUAAUGAAUACACAGCAAGACAAGGUGCCAAGUUUCCUAUUAAGUGGACUGCUCCUGAAGCUGCCCUGUAUGGACGAUUCACUAUUAAAUCUGACGUCUGGUCAUUUGGAAUUCUUCUAACAGAGCUGACCACUAAAGGAAGAGUGCCAUAUCCUGGGAUGGUGAACAGAGAGGUUCUGGACCAAGUGGAGCGUGGUUAUCGAAUGCCCUGCCCUCCAGACUGCCCCGAAUCCCUCCAUGAUCUGAUGUUGCAGUGUUGGAGGAAAGACCCCGAGGAGCGGCCAACAUUUGAAUACUUACAGGCGUUCUUAGAAGACUAUUUCACUGCCACCGAGCCUCAGUACCAACCUGGGGACAACCUCUAGGGAAGACAAUCAGAGCUCACACAGUGAUCUCUGGCUAACUGUUGGUUGAACAGCCCUUGAGAUUUCAGACACGGAUGCAAUACUCUCCAGAUCCUCUGCAGGCUUUCAGCUCUUAUUGAGCUCCAAGCUGAAGUGGGAAUGUUGGUCCAACCUGGUGGUAAUACAAAAAAAAAAGAACCUUUCUCCUUCAGUGAUGUUUUGCCUCCAUGAUUCCUCUGCAGAGAUGACGCCUGACAUCCAUUGCAUUCUGGUCCCGGAUCGAGUUCUGCUGCUCCUGAAAAAUGUCGCC